Messenger RNA from Cinclus cinclus, 669 nucleotides. RefSeq names its product chromosome 9 C2orf80 homolog (gene C9H2orf80). Bases 1 to 669 code for a protein of 222 amino acids. The record is from RefSeq and is a predicted model, not a curated record. The transcript is spliced from 8 exons. Lineage: Eukaryota; Metazoa; Chordata; Aves; Passeriformes; Cinclidae.
AUGGAAAGAAAACUCCUGAAGAAGCAGAUUGAAAAACUCCUGGGAGAUUAUGUUGGCAUCAGACUACGAGAAAAAGGAUUCGAUCCAAGAGGACAAAGGCAGUCCACCUUUCUAGAUGACAUGGUCCAUUACAACUUAGCCCUCAGUGUUGCUUUGAUGUGGUUACGUGACUCAGAUGCUCAGACUACACUGACAAGAGAGAAAAUGAAUUUUGCAGCUCGCACUCGAUACACAUAUCCCAACCGCACUGAGAGAGAAGCUAUGAUAUUAUCUUCAUAUGCUGGAAUACUAAUGAACAGCAUACCUAUAGAAGAGAUCUUUGAGAUUUACAGCAUGAGGCCCUCAGCAACACACCGGCAGAGCUCUGCAAAAGACCACUGCAUUCAACCUUUCAAGAUCUCCUCCCUGCAUCCAUCUGCCAUGCUGACUGCCCCACAAGCUGCAGAGUAUGCCUGGAAGAAAAGCAUCAAGUACCAGACACCAACAACACAUCAAAAGCAAGGCCCUCAUUCAGCAAGGAGAGCUAAAAAUGACUGCAAGCAACUGGACACACUGACCAGAGGAAAGCUACAGGGUGACAAAGGAGCUACAGAAGCAAAACAAGGAAUUUCUCCAAGGAAGCCUGGAACAAACUCAAAAGUGAGGAAAGCAAAUGAAGCAAAGACAUAA